Molecule: messenger RNA, 348 nt
Organism: Anoplophora glabripennis (Asian longhorned beetle)
Lineage: Eukaryota; Metazoa; Arthropoda; Insecta; Coleoptera; Cerambycidae
Product: transmembrane protein DDB_G0273707/DDB_G0273361-like
Exons: 3
Coding region: 1-348 (115 amino acids)
Source: RefSeq, a predicted model, not a curated record
AUGAACUCUUUGGGGAAGAUCCGUGGGGAGAAGUUUUUGUACCAGUUGAAAAAGAACAAGAACGAGAACGAGAAUGAGAAUGAGAACGAGAUCGAGAUCGAGACCGAGAACGAGAAUGAGAACAAGAAGAAGAACAAGAAGAGGAACAGGAACAGAAACAGGAAUCAGAACGAAAACGAGAACGAGAAUGACAACAAGAACAAGAACAAAAACAAGAGCAAUAAUACACGCACAAGCACAACGAAACACAAACAGAAACAUCGCAAUGAAGAAGAAGAAGAAGAAGAAGAAGAAGAAGAAGAAGAAGGAAGAGAAGGAGAAGAAGAAUUACACUUGAAGUUCCAUUAG